Molecule: messenger RNA, 927 nt
Organism: Angiostrongylus costaricensis
Lineage: Eukaryota; Metazoa; Nematoda; Chromadorea; Rhabditida; Metastrongylidae
Source: the annotation of a GenBank genome assembly
CGGUGUUGCAGGUUAUUGUCCGGGUUGUUACCACAAGGCUUUCCGACGUUGCCGUUUAUGCUUCCUGGUGGUAUGACGCAGCAGUUCCAGGUGCCUGACAUGGACUCUCUAGGCGCGAUGAGUACGCCAAAACAAUCGAAUACGAUGAAACGUCAGUACUCAUCAAAUGGCAAGAAUUACUGUGAUUUGUGCAAUAAGGAGGUGUGUAACAAGUACUUUCUACGCACACAUAUGUUGAAAAUGCACGGCAUUGUGAUUGACGAGAACAAGACGGUGAUCGCUAAUAUUGAUACACUGGAGAAGGAGCGUAUGGGUACGCUUUCUUUCAGAUGCGACAUUUGUCAUACGGAACACAAAUCUCGGCAUCUACUUCGACAACACAAACAGGAUGUGCAUGGAGUGGUGCCAUUGUCGACUCCGUCGACUAGGACUGUCGUCAAUGGGGACGAGAAGGUGGAGAAGUGCCCCUUGUGCGAGCGACGUCUAGCGGCUAACGCCCUCUCGGCUCACAUUCAGAACGAGCACACCGGCAGUGGAGGCUUGUCGCUGUCGCAGCUCGCUCCGACCUCACCCAGCUUAGACUUUUUGCGUUGUAUGCGAUGUCAGUAUACGACUCGCGAUCCGCGGAACCUCGAAAUGCACGUGGAACGACAUGAGCGAAUGAACGAAGCAACGAGGGAGUCGUGCUCUGAAAUCAGCACAGAUGCUGCUCUACGAGCCACAACCGAAGCUGCUUUGAAAAUGAUGGUUGCAAAUCGAGUCAGUACAAGUAACAGUUUGAAUUUCAACGUAAUACUCUCGCGACGACGCCCUAUCUCGGGUCUAGACGACGCGAGUACUUCAGCACACUUUUUAGUACUCUCGCUCUUUGACUAUCUUAAAAAUAGAUUAAAAUAUGGGUUGCAAUCCGUAGUUAUUGACGGAUAG